GAAGGCUUGAACGUUGCCUUGGUGACGUUAGCUGAGCGGAAGUGAUGGAGAGUGUGCUGAUGGGGAAGGGAUAGCCUCAUGGCGCUGCCUGUGUGAAGAGUUACCGAUUUUUAUCGGUGUACGCGCAAAAAAUAAACCUCGGAGGUGAUCAAAUAUCACCAAAAGAAAGCUCUAUUUGUGACUUCUGCCAAGUGAGAGCGAUCGGAAUUUAACUGGUCCCCUCUGAACUGGCUGAAUUUCAAUUCAUCUAUGAUCAGCAAAUAGACAUUCCUUUUUCAUCAAACUUAUGGAUAUACCUGACAAAAAGAUUAAAUAGAACAGGACCUAGUACAGAGCCUUGUGGUAUGCCGCUAGUGACUUGUACAAUCACACAUUCUUUGCUACCAUCCACUAUGUUUGUCCUAGUUGAAAUGGUGGACACUGUACGGACAACUCCUUGGCAGUUUGAGCGUAAACUAAAUGACUCCAUUGCAGAAGAACUAAAUAAGAAAUUGGCAAAUAAGGUUGUAUAUAAUGUGGGUCUCUGCAUCUGCCUCUUUGACAUAACUAAGCUGGAAGACUCCUAUAUUUUCCCUGGCGAUGGAGCUUCUCACACCAAAGUUCAUUUCCGAUAUGUUGUAUUCCAUCCUUUUCUUGAUGAAAUCCUGAUGGGAAAGAUCAAAGGCUGCAGCCCAGAAGGUGUACACGUGUCUCUGGGAUUUUUCGAUGAUAUCGUUAUACCUCCAGAGUCCUUGCAGCAGCCAGCUAAAUUUGAUGAGGCAGAGCAGGUUUGGGUAUGGGAGUACGAAACAGAAGAAGGAGCUCAUGAUCUGUACAUGGAUAUUGGAGAAGAUAUCAGAUUCCGUAUCGUAGACGAGACCUUCAUAGAUACAUCACCUACUGGACCAAGCUCUGCAGAUCCUUCAUCUCCCACAGAUACUGUAGAGACACAACGCAAGGAGGCGCCAUACACAUUAGUGGGUUCCAUAAGUGAGCCAGGCCUGGGCCUUCUUUCCUGGUGGACCAACAACUAACUAAACAAACAGGAAGUGGCUUUUAUAUAAAAGUACUCAACCCUUCAGAAAGUUGAGAACAUAAUGGCAUCUCUAAUGUGGGCAAAGAAGUCUUCUCCAACCAAGACACAGAGGAAAACCUGAAAAGGAUUCUGAAAAUGAGCUGAUGUUAAGAUCUGAUGUUAAAUAUGGCAUAGAACAAUCUACAUUUUGUAUUUGUAGCACUUUCAUCCAAGGUGUGGACGUACACAAAAGACUUUAAAAAUAUGAAUGUUUGAUUUUUCUUUCUUUUUUUUUUUUGCAAGUAUGAGGCGGAAAUAAAAUUACAUGAAAACUGUC
Messenger RNA from Rana temporaria (common frog), 1331 nucleotides. RefSeq names its product RNA polymerase III subunit H (gene POLR3H). Gene Ontology annotation, biological process: DNA-templated transcription; transcription initiation at RNA polymerase III promoter. Gene Ontology annotation, molecular function: DNA-directed RNA polymerase activity; DNA binding. The transcript is spliced from 8 exons. Lineage: Eukaryota; Metazoa; Chordata; Amphibia; Anura; Ranidae. The coding region runs from base 345 to 1013 and encodes 222 amino acids. Gene Ontology annotation, cellular component: RNA polymerase III complex. The record is from RefSeq and is a predicted model, not a curated record.